Messenger RNA from Quercus lobata, 1322 nucleotides. RefSeq names its product carbonic anhydrase 1 (gene CA1). The coding region runs from base 305 to 1111 and encodes 268 amino acids. The record is from RefSeq and is a predicted model, not a curated record. Gene Ontology annotation, molecular function: zinc ion binding; carbonate dehydratase activity. Gene Ontology annotation, biological process: carbon utilization. The transcript has 10 exons. NCBI's taxonomy places the organism in Eukaryota, Viridiplantae, Streptophyta, Magnoliopsida, Fagales, Fagaceae.
AAGAAGACAUUGUUGGCGAAUUCUAAGCCGAAUAUAGAAUUUGAAGCAUAGAUUCUUAAAAGAAAAGGUCCAUUCAAAUGCAAUAAUACCGCACUAAAAACAAAAACUUGGUUAUUAUUCCUCUCCGUUUGAUUGCGACUAUUUCCUCAGUUUCCCUUUAAUUUCGUUUCCUCAUUUGAGUACACACAACACCCGUUAUAUAUAUAUCUACAUGCUUUCUCAAAGUUCCUCUAAACAUUUCUAAUUUGAUUUUUUCUCAAACUUGAAGAGUUCGAUAAUAAGAGCUGAAAAAUAGAGAGAAGACAUGGGGAAGGACUCGUACGAGGAAGCUAUUGAUGGUCUCAAGAAACUUCUCAGUGAGAAAGGAGAGCUGAAAGCUGCUGCAGCUGCAAAAGUGGAGCAGAUAACAGCAGAGUUACAAACACCAACUUCUAAUGGCGCGUUUAACCCAGUUGAGAGGAUCAAAACUGGUUUCGUUCACUUCAAAAAAGAGAAAUAUGACAAGAGCCCUGCUUUGUAUGGUGAACUGGCCAAAGGCCAAAGCCCCAAGUUUAUGGUGUUUGCAUGCUCGGACUCCCGGGUUUGUCCAUCACAUGUGCUUGAUUUCCAACCAGGAGAGGCUUUUGUGGUCCGAAAUGUUGCUAACUUGGUUCCACCAUAUGAUAAGACUAAAUAUGCUGGAGUUGGUUCUGCAGUUGAAUACGCAGUUUUGCAUCUCAAGGUGGAAUACAUUGUGGUGAUUGGACACAGUGCAUGUGGUGGAAUUAAGGGGCUUCUUUCCUUUCCCUUCGAUGGAACCAGCACUACUGACUUUAUUGAAGACUGGGUCAAAAUUGCUUUGCCUGCCAAGAACAAGGUGAAAUCAGAAUUCGCUGGUGCUUCUUUCCCAGAACUAUGUGGACACUGUGAAAAGGAGGCGGUGAAUGUGUCACUUGGAAACCUGCUGUCCUAUCCAUUUGUAAGAGAAGGCUUGGUGAACAAGACCCUAGGAUUGAAGGGUGGUUAUUAUGACUUUGUUAAAGGAACCUUUGAGCUUUGGGGGCUUGAGUUUGGACUGAAUCCUUCUUUCUCCGUAAAAGACGUGGCCACGAUACUGCAUUGGAAGCUCUAGGACACGCUUAGAGGCCAUUCAUUCCUGCAAAGAUGAGGCUCUUCUUCAUAUGUAUAUGAUAAAUUGAGCUGGUUUAUGUAGACUAAGCCUCUUUUAUUUAGUCUCCUGAGACUGAAUUUCAUUGUUCAUCUCAACUUCCUUGACAUAUACCUAACUUCUUAAGUGUCCGGCCUCAUCCAAUUAUAUACUUGAUAAUUUCAAGUGUUACAAA